Molecule: messenger RNA, 1206 nt
Organism: Pyrus x bretschneideri (Chinese white pear)
Lineage: Eukaryota; Viridiplantae; Streptophyta; Magnoliopsida; Rosales; Rosaceae
Product: PRA1 family protein F2-like
Exons: 1
Coding region: 211-801 (196 amino acids)
Biological process (GO): vesicle-mediated transport
Cellular component (GO): endoplasmic reticulum; Golgi apparatus
Source: RefSeq, a predicted model, not a curated record
GUAAAGACGCAUUUGGCAGGCCCACAUUCCCCAAAGCACAAAAUAUCAGACCACCACAACAGUCUCACACAGAGAAUUACAGAAACCUCCCUCCCUCCCUCUCUGUACUGUUCCGAUCACCAUUUUCUCUCUCCUAGGGUUUCAGUUCAGCUCAGAUAGCUCCAUCUUCAACCUCCAGUCCUCCACAAAGCUCAAUUCUUCCAGCUUCAAAUGUCUUUAGAUUCGCCACCGCACUACGGCACACAUCCUCCCACUACCACCUCGCCCGAACCCUUCUCACGCGCCAGAACCACGACCCAAGCCUUCUUCGCCACGCGCCGCCCAUGGCUCGAGCUCGUCCAGCCCCUUUCCAGCUUCACGCGCCCCUACACCUUCGGCGAAGCCACCGUCCGAAUCAAGCGCAACCUCGGCCACUUCAGCGUAAACUACACGAUGCUCGUCCUCUUUGUCCUCUUCCUCAGCCUGCUCUGGCACCCCGUCUCCCUCAUCGUCUUCCUCUUCGUCUUCAUCGCCUGGUUCUUUCUCUACUUCUUCCGCGACGAACCGCUCGUAAUUUUCCAUCGAAUCGUCGACGACCGCGUCGUUUUGGGGAUUCUCGCCGUCGUCACCGUCGUGGCUCUGGUUUUCACGCACGUGUGGCUGAACGUGCUGGUGUCGAUUCUGGUUGGGGCCGCGAUUGUUGGGUUGCACGCGGCGUUUAGGGGAACGGAGGAUUUGUAUGCCGACGAGCAGGAAGCUGCCGAAGGUGGGUUGCUCUCGGUUGUGGGCAGUCCCCCGCGGACUCGGUACAGCGGCAUUUAGCCAAUUGGAAGAUGCUGGGUGCCAUUGGAUCCUUUCUGGGCAGAAGAAAGUUUCUGUCUUUAGGUCUACUUUUAGGUAACAUUUCAUUCAAUCUUGAGCUAAAUUCUUCGCUUUUAGCUUUCGAAUUCGGCUGCUUAUUUUUUUGGAUUUCAUUUUUGUAAAUGUAGUGUGAAUUUAUGACCCUAUAGAGGUUUUCUUUUAUACUUUAUUUAAGCACGUAUCGGAUUGCUCUGGUUUCUGCCAAUAUCUAGUGUUGAUUUCAAGUGUGGUUGUUGAAAGAAUGGAAACAUUGUUAUUGGAGUAAGGCCGUUAAUCUCUUCGAGUUUAUAAUCGAAGUUCUUACAGUUUAUGUGCAUAUUAUGUAAAGAAAAUUAAUAAAAAUGACUUGAAAACAUUGAGUUUUAA